UAGUAUCGCUUUGUAGCCUCCCCGGGACGCAACUAAGCUUGUGGUGGUGUUUGGCACAUAUCGAACCUCGGAAAAGAACGGGGAGUUGUUUUUGGCGAAAGCAGCAAAAACGGUGUCCAUAUAGUGUUUACUAACAAUAGUUUUCAUAGGCAAUUAAAGCCGCACAUUCCUUCCACGAUGGGCUGCACGGAGUGGGUAGAAUUGAAUCAGAAGAACAAACCACAAAGCAACGCAAUAGCGACAGGAGUGUUUACACUUCUAGCGACGGGCAUGUACCAUGCCGCAACCCUGUACGAUCCAGGAUAUCGAAAUGAAGAGUGGGCCUACAGUCGCUCAGACACGGCAGUUCUUGUAACAUUGAUGCUCUUCCAUAUUGCGGCCAUAGUAGGAUCACUCGCAGGAUGGAUUCUGAUCGAGCGUUACGCCAAAAAACAGAUCAACUUUGUAACGAUGUCCUUCGUGAUCGUGGGCUGCACGGUAAGCAUCGCAGUGCCGCACAGCCUAAUUGCCGUCGCCUUUGCCCGCAGCCUGAUGGGAGUGGCUCACGGUCUUGCCUACCUACUGGUGCUAGUGCACGGCGGCGAGAUAGUGAUCAAGGAGCUGCGUGGUGUCAUUAUGGCGGCGGUAAACUUUUGCGUCAUCUCCGGUGCGCUGAUCGGUGGCAUCGUAAACCCGGUCGACCUGGAAAGCCUUACCGCACACCAGUUUCUGGGCAUCAUUGGGCUCACCUACAUGCUGCUAGCUUUCUUCCUCAACCUGAUGCUCUGCUACGAGUCGCCCGUCUUUCUGCUCCAGCGCAAUCACGAUGCGGAAGCGCUACGCAGUAUGCUGAAACUGCGCAACGAGUCGACCGAGUCGUGGGAAAUUCGUAACGAAAUGACCGAAUUCAAAACGAUGCUGUCGGAGGAUGCGACUACAUCGCGGUCCAUCUUUAUGGACGGGAAUCUUCGCCCACUGGCACUGGUGGCGCUCGGCAAGGUUGCGUCCGUGCUGUCGUUCAACUACGCCGUCAACACGGUCAAAGCGAACGUCAUCGAUGAGGUGUUGGAUAGCAGCGCUACCACCACCACCACCGAUAUACGGCUGUCGAUUGUCAUCCUGAUGUCGAUAAGGAUGGUGGUCGGUAUGGGCGCCAUGUUUGCGGUCGAUGUACUCGGGCGCCGCGCCCUCCAGCUCGUAUCGAUCUGCUCCACCGGGCUGGUCCUGGUCGCGAUGGGUAUCGUCUACCUGGUGACGGACUCCAUUACGCCCGACAUCGGGAUGGCACUGUUUGUGGCCUGUGAAGUGGGUGCCUCCCUCGGACUUACCUUCAUCCCGGACGUGCUCUGCUCGGAAGCGUUCAACACGAAGAAGAAGGCGCUAUCGAUCGCUGUAGUUCAGGUGCUGGAGCAGAUACUGCAUCUGAUCGUGUUUGGCGUCGUGUACUGGUGGGACUUUGCUGUGUACGAUCGGUACGGAGUGACGCUGCUAGUGGCCGGGCUACCAAUGCUGGGCAUUGGAUAUGUGCUUUACCGGAAGCUGCCGGAAACGUCCAAGAUGUCGAUACGACAGGCACGGAUUGAGUUUUACAAGCGCGAGGGUAUCGUGUUUGGUGGUAGCAAGAACUCAGUGGAGGUGCUUUACGACUAGAACAGAAGUGGAGACUGGGACUGGUGUUGUAGAAUAAACUAUUAAACUAUUUUGUAAUUUAUAGUUAUU
Anopheles merus is the source of this 1698-nucleotide messenger RNA. Its product is annotated as high-affinity gluconate transporter ght3-like. Gene Ontology annotation, cellular component: membrane. Gene Ontology annotation, biological process: transmembrane transport. The record is from RefSeq and is a predicted model, not a curated record. Lineage: Eukaryota; Metazoa; Arthropoda; Insecta; Diptera; Culicidae. The coding region runs from base 178 to 1629 and encodes 483 amino acids. Gene Ontology annotation, molecular function: transmembrane transporter activity. The transcript has 3 exons.